UUAGAGAUGGGUGAGCACACUACUUCUUUGCAGUACUAGGGGUGGUAGGAUGUACGGUAUUACGAUACUUAUAACCAUCACUGGUGUGGUGGUGGUAAGCAGUCACCUCAACUGCACAAGCUAUGGUGCUCCCAAAUGCAAUGAAUUUGAAGUGCGAGUGGUCGGCAAACCUCGGCGAGACAGGUUCUGCAGGCCGUGGCAUACGCCCACAUUGGCAAUCAAAGAAACUCCGCCAAUGCAUCUGCAAACGCGGCUACGUUCGCAACUCAUGGGGAGAUUGCGUCCCGUGGAAGAAGUGCAUUCGCUGCAAGUGCCGUCGGCAGAAGGACUGGAACCUGUGCGCGUCCGGCUGCCCCGUGGCUUGCAACAAGACGAUAGCUGCUUCAUGCAGCAGGACGUGUGUUCCUGGUUGCGAUUGUCCUCCGGGCUGGGUAAUAGAUCCGAAGAACUGGAGGAAGUGCGUCAAGGUGAAGAACUGCCUUCCAGUGUGUCCUCCACACUCUAGAUUCGAGCCCUGCGUCUACAGCUGCAGACCCAAGUGUGGCAUGAGCACGCCCAAAAAGUGCAACAUCACUUGCUAUAGGGGCGACUGCGUGUGUGACAAGGGCUUCGCCGAGUUCGAGAGAAACGGAAAUAAGAUAUGUGUGCGCCAGAAAAAUUGUGACUGGUACCUCCGUACGAAGCCGUUUUUCACACUUAACGAGACAGGACAUGCUAGCAGCGGAGGAAGUGCAGGUGGCUUCGCUCAUCAUCCUGGAGGUGUAAUAGGAUCUUUGGGAGGUGUCACUACAGCGCCAGAAAGUACGCUCUCGCCUGGUGCGGCAGGCGGCAUGGGGAGUAGUAACGGGACAUACACUUUGGGUACAACGUUGAGUGGUGGGUCCGGAGUUGGCGCGCUUGGUGUAGGUGUAGGCACAAUGACCAGUAUCCCUCUCCCUUCGGCAGGAACCAACGGAGUAGCAGUAAACACUACAGGCACGCCCACAUCACUCGCUGUGGGAUAUGGCGGGGCUAGUGAAAACGCAAGAGGUGCAUCCGCGUCAGUCUUCGCAGGGUCUGGCACAGUUUCCGCCAGGGCGGGAACAGUCGCAUUUUCUCCUCGAAGAAAUACCGACAUUGGAAUAAGCCCCGCAGGCACGCUAUCGUCACUUUCUGCGGGAAGUGGAGGUGCCGAAGCAACCAUAGGAGGUGCAGUCACACGCCCCUUAGCAGGGUCUGACACAGCUACCGGGGCCUUGGGCACAGCUCCACUUCCUUCAGCAGAAACUAACGGCGUUGGAACAAGUACAAGAGGCACGUUCCCAUCACUUUCAGUAGGACAUGGCGGAGUCAAUAUAGGCUUAAGAGGUGCACUCACACCCGCCUCGGUGGGAUCGAGUACAGUUAGUGCCGGUGCAGGUACAAUUAGAGAAGUCUCACCUGUUUCUGCAGGUACCAGUCGGGCCGGAGUAAGCACACUAGGCACGCUGCCCCCUUUUACUGCAGGACCUAGCGGUGGUGAUGUAAGCUCAGGAAACAUGUUGCCUGCAGGAACUGGCCGUGUCGGUGUGUCUGUAAAUUCAGCGGGUGCAGUCCUGCCAGUUUCUUCUGCAACUUCCACGGCCGGAAUUAGUAGAUCAUGGCACGCUCCCAUCUCCGUAUACAGAGCAUGGAAGAAUGGGUGUAGACAUAGCAGGGAUGUCUUCACCUGCCUACACAGGAUAUAGUAGUGCUGGUACCAGUGUCGGCAGCGUCAAGCACUGCUCUCGCCACAUCCUACACGACCGGGUGCACACGGUAAUGGUGCACUCUUACCUGUUUCUUCAGUGUCUGGAGGGGCUGGCGUAAGUAGCCACAUGAGCAGUACCAUCCCCAAGAACUCCGGGAGGUGCACACCCAGCCUCUGUUACAGUAAACACAGAAGGCACAUCGUCAUCUCCUUCCCGGAGUAGUCGCCGUAGGAAGCACUGUAACUAACUUGGGGAGCAUGCACUCUGGUGGUUCUCCUCGCUUUCCUGGUAGCGGAGUCGCUACACACACAGGAAGUACGCUGACGCCAAUUCCUACAUUAUUCGGCGGGCCCGGGGCUAGAAUUGCUACGGGAAGUGCUACCCUAAUUGCUAAUGCAAGCUUCCUCGCACCAAGUGCCAGAGUAAACAUAGCAGGGGAACCCUCGACAAGUACCGCACGAUUGGAUACGGGUGGUGUCAGAGUACUUCCCACCGGUACACCAGCAGCCGUUACUGGUACACUGGAAGGAAUUGGAAUCAUCGUAAGCCCACAAAAUCCAAGCUCGUCGCUUACUGCAAGUUCUGACGGAAACGGCACCAGAGCAGAGGAAAGCGGUGCGCACUCAUCUGGUACUGAAACACAUGGAGCAGAAACUUUCCGAGUACACGGAACAACUACACACUCCCCAGGUGAUGCAGUGCGCGGCGAUAAUAACGGUUCUGCAACACUCACUCGGGGUAUGAGGCUACCUGGUGCCAUGGGCGCUUUCCCGGCUGGUAUCAUUACGGAUGCACGCAAUACAGGACCACUUCGCAACUUUGGUUAUGGUGGAGCUUUCCGUUCUGGGUAUAGACUCGCUACACCGUUCCCUGGAGGCCCAGCAUAUCGUAUACCUGGCUCCGCACUUUACCUACGCCGUCCAUACUUUUCUACUGCUGCUGCGGGAAAUGGCAACUCAGGCCUCCGGAUAAGACCAGGAGGCCCAUACUCAGGUGGUUUCCGCUCUUUACUGACCGUUCCGUGUUUUGGAGAUUCCCAGAAUUCUUUAGCAUGUACCCUGGUGGUGUAGACAGCGGUGAGCGCCCUCCACUGAACGAGACGCUUGAGGAACCGGCGGAGAAUGCACCAACACCUGGAACGCUGCGCGAUGAGCACCGGUAACCACAUUUGGGCAUGGUAAAAACUUGUGAUCCCUAAGUGACUAUAGAAAACUGAGUGUUUAUGUUACGUGGCUUAUACUGCUCUCCGAAUUACAAUAUUCGAACUUUUCGCUAGUGCAGAAGCGGGCGUAACAUAUGCUAACCACAAAGGCGAAUCCGUUUGGUUGAUUUUGACAAUUCGCACUACUUGAAUACCUUAGGAUUUCAAUUUUGGCGAUGCCUUACUAUAUCUAUUUUUCAAGUAAUGCGACUAGCUGCAGGAUCCACACUGAAUAAAAAUAGGAGUGAACCCCGAA
Molecule: messenger RNA, 3166 nt
Organism: Dermacentor silvarum
Lineage: Eukaryota; Metazoa; Arthropoda; Arachnida; Ixodida; Ixodidae
Exons: 3
Coding region: 123-1706 (527 amino acids)
Source: RefSeq, a predicted model, not a curated record